GGCAAAUCAGUUCUUGUAUGUUCAGUUUCCAUGUAACAUAACGUUGCUAAAGUGGCAUAGAAACUAAACGGAAACUUCAUUUCAUUCUCUUCACUUAAGCCUUACAUCAUGCAUGUGUACAGGAAGCCUAACAUGCAUAUGAAGAGUUCAGAUCUCAGUCUGUGAACGGAAACAGCUACCUCUCAUACUGUGAAAAACAAUUAUUACAGGACAUCUUACAGGAAAUCUGGUGUCAGAUUGUUGAUCUUCAAAGUGACAGUUAUGGGGCUCAUUAUGGUGUUCCUUUUCUGGUUCAGCUUUGCUCAAGAUUUUAGCGUCGACUCAUUGGAGGACAAAUAUGGAUUGAAAGGAAGUUCUAUACAUUUCAACAUUAUUGACACAAAUCAGUCAAUGGUUAAAUGGCGACGAACUGACAACGAUAUGUUAACCAAGAAAUUGAUUGCUGAUACAAGUGGUGUUUCUCCAUUUUAUAAGAAGAGAGUGAACAUGCACCCAGAUAAGUCAUUGACAAUUAAUAACCUUCAGAAAAAUGACAGUGGGAUAUAUAAGGCCCUCACAAACUGGGAGGACACAAUACUGGCUGAAUUUAGGUUAACAGUGGAGAAUGCAGUCUCUAAACCUACAAUCGUGAAUCACAACUUUAAUUUUUCCACUGGAGGGUGUCAGACCUCAGUAAAUUGUUCAGCUGAUGGAAGUUGGGCCACUUACGACUGUGACCAAAGUAUUUGUACAAAAACACAUGUCUUUCUAACCUCUACUAACAUCACUGUUACUGCACUAGACAGCAGAGAUGUUCAAUGUCUGGCCAACAACCAUGUGAGCACCAACGAAUCCACAAUUACAAUUAUGUGCCGGGAGAAACAAACAGAUUUUCGCUCACCUCCAAGAUUUGUGUUUUGGAUUGUCAUCACCCUCUGUGUUUGUGUUGUGUCGAGUUUGCUUUUGGGUUUGAUGAUAGUGUUAUUCAGAAAGCAAAAAUCUUCCAAAGUUUUCCCACAGUCUAGUUCUACCGGGGUAGAUGGUACAGCAAAUGAACAAGGUCCUGAAACUAUCUACAGCACAGUUCAGAAACCAAACUCCUUCCAGACUCCCCCAGAAAACAACACUGACAACAGUAUAGACACAACCAUAUACGACACCCCAUCAAAACAUCCAAAGGCUCAUCACGCUAACAGUGUGGAAGUAAAUCAGGAGCAAGAACGCCCUCAAGAGGACAGAACUGUAAAAGUAAGAGCUACAGUCCACCAGGUGGCAGAACCAGAUUCGGAGCAAAUCAACACAGUUUACUGCAAACUGGGAGAAAUAUGAUUUUUUGGAUUAUGUCUUCUUUUCCUGCUGUGUGUUUUACUUGCUGUGUGUAUUUUCAUUUACAUGUACAGCUGUUGGGCCUAUAUUGGUUAAUAAAUAAGCUGGUUGACAAGGAAAAGGCAGUAAUUCCAAGUGAUGAAGAAAACAAAUAUACAGCGUAUAAAAAUAUAUUUUUAAGCAAUUAAAGUCAGACGAAAUUAAUUAUAAAGAUACAGAUGAUCCAUUUUCUAAACUCUGUCUGGAUUGGAGAAACAAUUUAAUGCAACAGUGAUAGUAUGAGCAUUGUGAUUAAUUAUUCAACUACUUUUCGGAUUUAUUCAGUCAAGUUAAAUUACAUUUUAGUUCAGUUUCAUUUCAGUUAAGGUCACAAUACUGAAUGAGAACACUCACGUACAAGAGUUAUUUUUCCUUCACGUCCACACGAAAACGCAAAAACAUGUUAUGAAGCACUGUCAAGAGCAUGCCAAACCAACAGGUGGUGAUAUAACCCUAGCCAUAAUGCCGUGUUGGCCAAUCAGAAGCCUGGAAUCUGACAUCAAAUAAAGGAGAUAGUGCCGCGCAUUCCAGUGUCAUACACCAAAAUAAAAAUCUUCACACUGGCAGGAGUUUUCAAAAAGGUUCAGUUUAAGUGACCGGGUGCUGCAUUUGCGUGUGCUGGUGGGGUUUUUGCUCACUGUGGGUAUGCCAUAAAAUAACACAAUGGUUUGCAUACAUGAGAGAUGAUCUAAAGAGGCAUUUUGAAGCAGCAGUAUACUAAAUCAUCAUUAUUAUUAUUUUGCAUUAGCUUUUUUCUCUCCAAAAGGUAUUGCUGUCAAGUUUAUGAUCAUUGUGUUCAUUGACUUCAUUGUUUCCUUGUGUUUUUGUUUGUAUGUCAUUUUUUCUUUUGUUCCUUGUUUAUUAUCACUUUUGUUAUAUUGGUUUCAGAUUGGUUUCCCUAGUUAACAGUUUUCAUGAUUUUCCAUAAUUUACACCUGUGUCUAGUUUAGUUGUUCGUGUAUAGCCCUGUGUUUAGUAGCACCCUGUCUUUUCUUUUGUUGAGCAAAACAAAAAGACACUCCAGGCUCCUCCUCCACCGGCUCCAUCCCAAUCAGUCAACCCCCGGUGUCGCCAGCCCUUCCUCCACCAUGGCUCCUUCCUCUGGCGACUCCACCGUGGGCCGCCUUCAUGACUGGUCUCUGAACCUCCCCCUGACUCCUCCCUCUGGACUCUUUUAAGUCACCUGCCCCUUGCCUGCUCCACGUUCCCUUGGUUGUUAAUUGCCCCACACCUGUUUCAGUUUACCUUGAUUAAGUUUGCCCCUGUUAUUAGCCCUGUGUUUUGCCCAAUUUCUUUGACUGGUAUUGUUUGUGUAUUGCGUUGUGAUUUUUCUAGUGUUUUGUAGUGAUUUUCUCUUGUAGAUUUAUUAAAGUUCCUCAUUUGACUCUG
This is a messenger RNA of Triplophysa rosa, 2733 nucleotides long. RefSeq names its product SLAM family member 7. Bases 262 to 1308 code for a protein of 348 amino acids. NCBI's taxonomy places the organism in Eukaryota, Metazoa, Chordata, Actinopteri, Cypriniformes, Nemacheilidae. The record is from RefSeq and is a predicted model, not a curated record. The transcript has 7 exons.